This is a messenger RNA of Anguilla rostrata (American eel), 1070 nucleotides long. RefSeq names its product mitochondrial ribosomal protein L46 (gene mrpl46). Gene Ontology annotation, molecular function: structural constituent of ribosome. The transcript has 4 exons. The coding region runs from base 27 to 905 and encodes 292 amino acids. The record is from RefSeq and is a predicted model, not a curated record. Gene Ontology annotation, cellular component: mitochondrial large ribosomal subunit. NCBI's taxonomy places the organism in Eukaryota, Metazoa, Chordata, Actinopteri, Anguilliformes, Anguillidae.
AAUUGUGGGUAUAACAUAAGUUGAAAAUGGCUGCGCCUACGUGCAAAAUGGUUGCUCGUCCUUUAAGGAAAUUUUUAACGUGUAUUUCAGAAACAUACUUGCGGAAUAAUGUCCAUCGUAGGCUGUCACUCACAGUCCCACUCUCCAGCGUUUUAGAAGCUAAAAAGACUGAAAUAAACGCUGUAUCUCCGUGGACGCUACACGGGGCAGUUUGUCUGCAAAGACUGCCUAAAAUAUCACAGGAGCGGAGCCCGUUUGAAGAACAGUUUGCUGAAUUAAUGAGUCGGAUGGAAUUAGAGAGGAGCCUUCUGUCGGAGCACGAGUUGCGCCUGCUGGAAGAUGUGGAGCGGAUGAGCCGUAAGCAGUCGGAUGAUUAUGACUCUGAUGACGAGUGCUUGGUCGACCAAGACAUUAUUACGGCUCAGGAUAUGGAAGACGCCUGGGAGCAGAAGUUUCAUCGGUUCCAUCCUGCGCCAAGGCACAAAGAACCAGCUGAUAUGGACAGGAGCUCUGUGGACCGUUGCCUGGGAGACAGUCUGGUCCUGUUGGCGAAGCAGCAGGUUGGCAGUGAGGAUUUGUGGCUGCUGCCACAGCUACAGUGGAAUGCUGGGGAGACCCUCCGCCGGACAGCCGAGCGAGCUCUUGCCAGCCUGCCAGGUGCAGAUUUUAAGGCGGCAUUCCUCGGCAACACACCCUGCGGAGUCUUCAAGUAUAAAUUCCCCAAGGCCACCCGAACGGAGAGCUCUGUCGGAGCCAAGGUAUUUUUCUUCAAAGCUUUGCUGUCCAGCCACAGUCCUUCACCAACUAAAAAAGGGGCCUUUGUGUGGGUGAAAAAGAGCGAACUGCCGAAUUACCUCAAGCCUCGGUACCUAAAACAGGUGAAUCGCUUUGUCAUGAAUAUUUAAGACACUGGAGUGCAGAAGGAAGGAACUGUGUCUGCCCAAAGGCAGAACGAAGAUCCAAAGCACCAUUUCUGCACUUUGAGUACUCUUGGCAUCAUCAUCUUUUCCUUUCACAAUCCCAGCACCAGUUCUACGAACACGCUGAAAUAAAGUAUCACUGUUUUCAAA